Molecule: messenger RNA, 3229 nt
Organism: Colius striatus (speckled mousebird)
Lineage: Eukaryota; Metazoa; Chordata; Aves; Coliiformes; Coliidae
Gene: IGFBP2
Product: insulin like growth factor binding protein 2
Exons: 4
Coding region: 1-936 (311 amino acids)
Biological process (GO): regulation of insulin-like growth factor receptor signaling pathway
Cellular component (GO): extracellular region
Molecular function (GO): insulin-like growth factor I binding; insulin-like growth factor II binding
Source: RefSeq, a predicted model, not a curated record
AUGGCGCUCGGCGGGGUCGGUCGCGGCGGCGCGGCGCGGGCCGCCUGGCCGCGGCUGAUGGUGGCGGCGGCGGCGGCGGCGCUGGCGCUGGCGGGGCCGGCGCUGCCCGAGGUGCUGUUCCGCUGCCCGCCCUGCACGGCGGAGCGCCUGGCCGCCUGCCCCCCGGCCGCCCGCCCGUCCUGCCCCGAGCUGGUGAGGGAACCGGGCUGCGGCUGCUGCCCGGUGUGCGCCCGCCUGGAGGCCGAGGCGUGCGGCGUCUACACGCCGCGCUGCGCCGCCGGUCUGCGCUGCUACCCCGACCCCGGCGCCGAGCUGCCCCUCCAAGCCCUGGUGCAGGGGCACGGCACCUGCGCCCGCCGCCGCGACACGGCCGAGUACGGCGCCAGCGCCGAGCGCCCCGCAGACAAUGGGGAUGACCGCUCCGAGAGCAUCCUUGCUGAGAACCACGUGGAUGGCACUGCAGGCAUCCUGAGUGGAGCUGGCGGGAGGAAGCCCAUGAAGUCAGGCAUGAAGGAGCUGGCGGUGAUGAGAGAGAAGGUGAACGAGCAGCAGCGGCAGAUGGGCAAAGUUGGCAAAGCCCAUCACAACCACGAGGACUCGAAGAAAUCCCGGCUGUCGGCAGGCAGGACCCCUUGUCAGCAGGAGCUGGAUCAGGUCCUGGAACGCAUCUCCACUAUGCGGCUGCCGGAUGAACGAGGUCCCCUGGAGCACCUCUACUCCCUCCACAUCCCCAAUUGUGACAAGCAUGGCUUGUACAAUCUCAAACAGUGCAAGAUGUCGGUGAAUGGGCAGCGUGGCGAGUGCUGGUGUGUGGACCCUAUCCACGGAAAGGUCAUCCAGGGAGCACCCACCAUCCGCGGGGACCCCGAGUGCCACCUCUUCUACACAGCCCAUGAGCAGGAGGACCGGGGAGCACGUGGCCUGCGGAGCCAGUAGACAGAUGUGAUCCUGCUCACUGGAGGCAGCUCGUUGUGGCCCCAGUGCUGGAUUUUACAUGGGUUUCAGCGUGUCUCUUUAGGCUCUGGAAGAGACUGGGGUUGGGUCCUGCGCGCUGCCCUCCUUCCCCUGCUGCCCAGCCCCUGGGGAGGGGAGGGAUAACGGGCAGGGAAGGGUGGUGGGAGGGAGGGUUGCAAGGAGAAGGGACUGCUUUCCUAUAGUCUUUCACCCAAUGUAAGCCAGAGAACUGGUCUUUUUCGCUCCUCGCCCCAUAGCCCUGCCCUCCCUGCUGCCUUGUGGCAUCUUCCUGCACCCUUCAGCACAAAAUGCCCUGUGCUCCCUGGCACCUCCCAGGGGCCAAAACUCCUCACCAUGGGGGGGAAUGGGACAAAAAAAAAAAAGGAGAAAACCACCUUUCCCCCCUCUUUCCUUCCCUUUCCUUCCCCGAGACCAAAGACUGUAAAUACUGUGUCGCUUGCCUCUUGUGUCCCCCGUGCCCCAGCCUGGACGUGGGUCCUGGCAGGGGCUGCGGUGUGGGAGGGAGGGGAGGAGGAAAGCCCCAUGCAUCCCAGCUGGAACAUGCUGGUGUGGCCAGGAUGCAUCCCCCAGGGAGGCAUCAGUGAGGGAAAGGGCUAAGGAUGAGCCAGCUCCCCACAAAACACUCCUCGGUGCUUCCCUUCCUGGCGCUGGGGCAGAGCCAGCCCCGCAGGGACCCAGCUCCAGCUGCUGGCUCGGGAGGAUGGGGCCUUUGGGUGAUGGUGAAGUGCUUGGUUUUCCAGGGUGUUUGAAGGGCUAUUGCCCGCCAUUUCUUAGGAUCAGCUUAUGCUGAGGGAGCUAAAGUGAACUUGCUGGGGUUAGGUGGAAGGAUGCCUGUGUAGAUGUAGGAUAACAAGCCAGGGAGUGUCUCUCUCUCUCUCUCUCUCUCUCUCUCUCUCACUCUCUUUCUCUCUCAUUUAUUUUCUUUCUUAAUUUCUAGAUAGAGAAAAAACCCAUCUAAAACCUGCACUCCCAAGCAGCUGCCCUUGUCCCUCCAUUGUCGCUUGGGACUGGAGUGAGCAUCUGCUAUUCAGCACACACUUUUUCUUUCUUUUCUUUUUGUAAGUAAAUGACAGUAUAUAUCUUGCUUUUGUAAAGGCCCUGACACACACGCACCCCUCUGCCCACAUACACAUUUGUAUAGAUGAAAUCCAAGCGAUCCCAGGCACUCUGAGAGGUUUUACGCUGGACAUGCCCUUCCCAGGGGAGCUGUGUGUCUGCUGUUAUUUCGCCUGGUGAUCUCUUUCUGUGCAGAACACAUUGAUGCUGAGAAUAAAUAACUCCCCCGUUGUCUAAGCAAGGAUAUUAUUUUCUUUCUGUCUUUGCCCCCCACCCCCCCUUUUAAUGUGGACACCAUUUGCAGAGUAAUUGCAAAAAUCCUCUCCUCACUGUAAAAGUCUCAGACUUUCCUUAAAUGAAAUCAAGAUGGAGGUAAGGAAAUAAAGCAUCUCCCACUUUCUGGCAAAUGCUUCUGAAUAGCAAACAGAUCCUGGGGCCUCCGUGGAUGUAGGUGGAAUAGGAUGGAGGAAUGGGGUUCCUUGGUUGGUGAGUGCAGGUGCUGGCUGGAAGCACCCUGCACCUGUAUGGUGGGGCAAGGAAGCAAAGCUCCCUGACCGUGACAGCAACCUGCAGGGAUGGGACCAGCCCCUGGUGACUACCCCCACACCUCAGAAACACCAGACAGUGCUAGAGAAACACCAUAAAGGGGUCCUCACUGCUGGUGUUCCCUCAGCUGGAGACUUCCAGCUGGAGAAGGAAAAGCAGUCUAAUGGGCUCUGGAAAAAGGGGAGCACUGAGGUUUGUUGCUUUCCUCCUGCCCCCCUCCUUCUUGGCUCUACAUUUCACAUCCCAAGUGUGAGGGGCACAGGUAGUCUCUGCAAAUUAAGCCCCUCAUGACUUUCCAGGGGUUUAGAGGUGGUGGUGGGGGAGGAAGGGAACGGGACUCCCUUUGGAAAGUGGAGAUGGGGGUGCGUGCACGUGGAUGUGUGUGAGAGGGAGCAAGAGCACACGAGAGAGAAUGAAAACACACCUGCAUGCAAAGCCAAGUAACUGUAAAAAUGAUGCUACCUGUUUUCUGUUAACAUUUGAGGGUGUUCUGCUUUUUCAUGUAAACCUUGCACAUGCUGGCUCUCAUCUGCAGUUUGUACUUUUUGUUUUGUUUAGGAAUCAGUUUUCUUUUGUGUUUUUCUUUUUUUUUUCUCUUCUGGAAAAGCUGAGCUGCAUAAAAUUGGAAUAAAUUAAAUGGGAUGCCAGAAAA